AUGGCUGCCCAGCACCUUUGUCCCCUGCUUUUCACCUGCCUGCUGGCUCUGGCAGCAUGUCUGCCUGCCUUGGACAUCAGAAACUUGCAUCUCCUCAAUGGCACGCUGGAUGAGAUCAUGAACGUUCCCCCAGAAUCCUCCCAGUCUGGCUGGCCCAAAGACUGCAGCGAGAUCCCUGCUGGCAGCCGCAGCGGUGUCUACAUCAUCCAGCCGAAAGGGCUCCACCACAUUGUGGUGUACUGUGAAAUGAAUGUGACACAUGGGGGCUGGACGGUCAUCCAGAGGAACCAGAAAGACACACCAGUCACCUGGGCUGAGUCCUGGAGCACCUACAAGUACGGCUUUGGGAACGUGCGCACUGAGUACUGGCUGGGCACUGAGUACAUCCAUCAGAUUGCCAAGCAGAAGGUCUACCAGGUCAGAUUUGUCAUCCAGGACUCCUCAGACAAUAUCAAUUUUGCAGACUACAACCUCUUCAGUGUGGAAGAUGAGUCCCACGGCUACCGGCUGAGGCUGGGCUCCUACACAGGGACAGCAGGGGAUGCCAUGACCUCAGACAAUCCCAAGACCAUGCACGACAACAUGAAGUUCUCCACAAAGGAUCGAGAUCAGGACACUUACAGUAAGAACUGUGCCUACAGCUAUGAGGGUGGGUGGUGGUAUUCAGCCUGUUACUCUGUACGGCUGAAUUUCAAGGGUGGCAUGACAUGGGGCAGCCUGUGCAAAGGGAACUGCAAAUCCUCCCUUAUCCUCAUCAAACCAGCUUCAUAUUGUUAG
Molecule: messenger RNA, 777 nt
Organism: Nestor notabilis (Kea)
Lineage: Eukaryota; Metazoa; Chordata; Aves; Psittaciformes; Psittacidae
Product: angiopoietin-related protein 1-like
Exons: 3
Coding region: 1-777 (258 amino acids)
Source: RefSeq, a predicted model, not a curated record